This is a messenger RNA of Zingiber officinale, 7044 nucleotides long. RefSeq names its product protein ROS1A-like. The record is from RefSeq and is a predicted model, not a curated record. Bases 835 to 6669 code for a protein of 1944 amino acids. The transcript has 21 exons. Lineage: Eukaryota; Viridiplantae; Streptophyta; Magnoliopsida; Zingiberales; Zingiberaceae. Gene Ontology annotation, biological process: base-excision repair. Gene Ontology annotation, molecular function: DNA N-glycosylase activity; 4 iron, 4 sulfur cluster binding; DNA demethylase activity.
ACUGAAGCCAAACUCUGGUUUCCCCUUCGCACGCGUGAACUGCCCUCCCCGCCCAUGCGACCGCGUGCUGUACCCUCAGUGUCCGCGUCGCGCAACCACCACCGCCAGAUCCGACCGGCAUCCAACCGUUCUCCAAUCCGCCAGAUCCGGACAACGGCGGCCGUCUUCUCUAUCCACCCGGCCGCGAGAUCGCGCAGGAAUCGGGCAGCACGUCCUCAUCCGCCUUCCUCCCCCUGUUUCAUCUCCGCCUGGGAGGCUUCCACGAGUUUCUUUUUUUUCAGCCGCCCGCUAGAUCCCUCUCUCCCUCCGGGUAUCCUUCGUCUAUGGAGCCUGAUCGAAACUGAGCAGCACCUGCGAGUGCCCCUCCGCGUCGCCACUCAGUGUCGAAUGGUCAAGCAGUUUGACGCGAGCGAGCAGAGCCGACCUGGUUCUCCUCGCGCGAGCUGUAAGACCGCCGCCUGCCCCUUUUCUGUCGAGAGCCGCCAGUUAGUUUCUCUAGCAGUGACGAACGGGGGCAGCAAGAUCUGCAAGCAGUGCUUGCCGCUGCGAGGGCAGAAGGCAGAAAGAUGAGAUUUUGUCUUCGUAUUUGAGUUUAAACGCCUCCAUCCAUCGACAGUGCAUGAAGAAGAAUUUCCUCAUUAUCACGUGAAAUCUUCGGGGAGAUGGAAAUGGAGCUGUAACCGUGGUGUUACAUCCUUGAGAAUUUAAGUGCCUAGAUUCAGUGGAGAAGGUGGGAGGGUCUGAUAUUUCCUGCUGCGAGGCUUCAGGCCAUGGGAUCUGAAGCUCUCGUGGAAGAGUGAGGCGAAAGGUCCGAGCUUGUCUUGUUGAGAAGUGAUGGACUUGAAUCAAGGAUGUCCAUUCUGGGAGCCACAACCUUGGGCUCCAAUCACGCUGGAAACGCCUGUGCCCAGCAAGUUGGAGAUGAGCUGGUUUGACAUUUGGGAUGGGAACAACAGUGGUAGCAGCAACAUCAGCCAUAGCUCUUUUCUGGGAUCGAGUUCCUCUGUUGCAACGGGUUAUGUUGACCAAUUCCAGGAUUCAAGUGCUCCGGCCACUGCAUUGGGUUAUUCCAGUCAGGUUUAUAUUCCCCAAGCCAGUAGUUACAGAAUUAGGCCUGCAAUGGCGACCACUGGUGAUCCUUCUGUUGGAUGGCACCAGACACCUCACACAAACCUGAUGGCCUUUGCAGACGCAGCAGCCAUCUCUAACAAUUCACCAUUUUUCUCGCCAUUCAUUCAUUCAGGCAACAACCCUGGAGUUUCUGCUACUCCUAACACAUUGUCGCCUGAUAAAGAUUUUUUCCUGAAACUGGACCAUCAUAACUAUGGAUUGGCUAACAGUUCAACACCCAAUACUAAUUCAUUGAUGGGAAAAACAAUAAGCAUGGGUGGAGCAGAUGUGACACCAUAUCCAUGUACACCAGUAUGUUUGGAGAAAGAUAAAUUUGUGCAAGAUUAUUCACUUUGCCAAUUCAUCGACCUGUUAAAUGAUAGUUCAAAUGCACAAGAUAAGUGGGACAGUACAUGCAUGUCACAAGCUCCAGUUCCAAAGCAAGUGGAGUUUGGCAUUUCAGAGUUUGUAUCACCACCUCCUUCAUUACCAGUUAUAUCAAAUUCAGGAAUGGAAAUGCCGCCUGAGCUACUACUCUCUCUUCAACAAUCAACAGCAGUUGAGGCUGUUGUUAUACCUGAAGAAGUUCAUGACCAAAGACAGAACCAAAUGACACAAGGAAAGCUGCAAAACAGUGAUUUUGACCUGAACAAGAUGCCACAACAGAAGCCUAAAAUUAAAAAACACAGACCUAAGGUCAUUCAACAAGGCAAACCAGCUAGAACGUCAAAACCAGCCACUCCCAUUGCAAAAACUCCCUCUCAAAAGCGUAAAUACGUAAGAAGGAAAAACGUCCAAACCUCUUCAGAGAUCCUAUGCGACAAACAAAGUGAAACUACUCUACCACACUGUAAUGCUGAUUUAGGUUCUUCAAAUGAUAUAGGAAGCAACUCAUCUCAUAAGAGGAACCAUGUGGGGAGUGAUGAUAACACUUUAUUUAAUUCAAUCAGUAAUCCAUGUGGAGCAACUGAUCCACAGUAUAUCUGCGGGACUAGGUCAGUUAGAAGAAGGUUGUUCUUUGAAUCAGAAAGAAAUGCAGUCGAAUUAUCAAAAGUGAUGUCUGCAUACAAUCUGGAAUCUCUAGAUCAAGAGAUAUGCCCUUCAGGUAACAUUACUAACAGGAAUGCAGCAGUAAAUAUGCUUCAUACUGGGUCUCUGGAGGUGAUGGACAACUUAGCACCAGUGAUUCCUUUUAGCCUCAACAGCUUUAUAGAUGAGCUGCCAAAUAAUCAAAUGAGUUUCACAGAGAAAACUGUAACGACACUUCCUCAAGCAGGUAGAGAUGGAACAAUUACAAUUGAUCAAGUUCACAAUAGGUGUACAACGCUAUCAGAAAAUCCACCUACACCUCAGCUUGCUAGAAGGGAAAAUUUGAAAAUAUUAGCUAGGAAAAAGUUCAUUAGCAACACUCCAAACUUUGAUUCACAGAAAACAUCCAAUUUGCUUCAGAAGAAGAAAAGAACUGACCAUGUGUUUGAGGAAUAUGCAUGUGCCAAUGUUGGUGAGAAACUUGUUGAAUAUAAGGAUGCAAGUCACAAUGAAGCAAACUUAUCUCAGGGAUUUGAUAAGCAGAGAGGAGAGACUGAGAACAAACUCAAAUCAUGUAUUGCUUCUUCCUUGACACGUAUGGUUUUGGAUGCAUCUAUGAAUAUUUCUGUGGCUGAUGUGAGAAAUUUAGUGAACCUCAAAAACCAGCUAGAUGCUGAAGCUAUUUUGUCUCUUUAUCAAACUGAAGGCAACACAGAAACAAGAUCAGAUCUGAAUUUUAGACCCGAUUGUGUAACUUCUGCAUUUUCUGUGGCAGAGCAUAACAAUAUGAUGCAACCUAGUAAAGGGCAUGGAAGAUUGAAUACUUUCGCACAAAACAAAUUGUCAACCCCACCAGACAUAUUUGGAGCUAAGGAGAGAUGUAGUGACAAUCAUGAGAACCAAGUUGAGAUUAAAAGAAAACGACCCAGGAAGAAUAAAAAUACUCAAAACGGAACUCACAUGACAGAUACAAAUUAUGUGGAUUUGCAAGGCCAAAAGGUGACUUGUAGAAAGAUGAUACCUUUUGAGUGUUGUCCAGGUCAAAAGACUAUGGAGUUACCUAUGUUUUCUACAAGGGAUUUCAGAAAGCAGGGUUGCAAUCCUGUGAGUAUAGAUAGUUUAAGUUCAGAUGUGAUGGUACCGUAUACAAAUUUGUUGGAUGAUGUCACUUGUAGUUUGAGAGCUCUUAGGAUUUAUGAAUCUGAUCCAACUAAAAUGCAAAAUGCUAUUGUUCCUUAUGUUGGAGAUGGUGUUAUUGUUCCAUAUGAGGGCCCAUUUGAUCUCACCAAGAAACGACGCCCUCGACCCAAGGUUGAUCUAGAUCUUGAGACAAAUAGGGUCUGGAAUCUUUUAAUGGGGAAGGAAGCGGGUAACAAUGAUCAGGGAACAGAUGUUGAAAAAGAAAAAUGGUGGGAAGAAGAAAGGCAAGUUUUUCGCGGGCGUGUAGAUUCAUUCAUUGCGCGAAUGCAUCUUGUCCAAGGAGAUAGGCGUUUCACUAAGUGGAAAGGUUCAGUGGUGGACUCAGUAGUUGGUGUUUUUCUUACCCAAAAUGUUUCAGAUCAUCUUUCAAGCUCUGCUUUCAUGGCACUUGCUGCAAGAUUCCCUCUAAAGUCAAGGUGCAAAAAUUCAGAAUUCAUUGAACAAGAUACAUGUGCCAAGCAGGAAGAUGGCAGCAUACCGUGUCUUGAUGGCAUUAGCAAAUUGCACGGACAGACAGUGGAUAGACAGUUGCAUGUCACAAGACCUUCGGUUGCUGGCACAAAAGAAAAUGUAAUGGGUACCAGUCAUGAAUCACCAGAUAGAGAGUCAGGCCCCUCAGAAACACAGAUAGGAGGGUGUGCAUGUGUAGCAGAGCCUGAAGACAGAUGGUCAAUGGAAGAUGUUGGUUCCUCCCAAGACUCUGUUGUUUCAUCUCAAGACUCUUCAGAAAAUGCAGUUCAGAUAAUUGAUCACAUUAGGAUAAGUUCCUUGCCAAACAUUAGAGCAGAAGAUUUAACGGUGCAAAAUUUGUGUCAUGGUAUUGACAAGUCAACUUCAUUUACUGGGCUUUUAAACUAUGUCUUGGAUGUAUCAGACAAUCUCAGAAAAAAGAAUCCACCCAUUUUAACACCUAUCAUCAAUUCUCAAGAUCAUAAGCAUGUUGAGACAAAUUUAUCUGCCACACUUCCAUUGCCACAUCUAUUUGAUGGUUCUUCAAGUUCAGGAUUAACAGCCAUGGAGCAUCUCAAUGCACAUACUAAGAGAAGCGUGUCUCAUCCUGAUUCAAAUCUGUCAGAAAUAAAAAAGGCAAACACAACUGAGAAAUUAAGUUCAUCCCAUGGAGUGAUACAUCCACAGCAUUUAGUAGACAAUAUUUCUGGAGUGAUACAUCCACAGAAUUCUGAAGCUGUUCCUGGGACUCAAACUGCCAUUGGUUUAUUUUCAGAUGCAUGUGAAAAUUCUCUAAAACCUCUCUCUAGCGCAGAAGCAGAAUCUUGCCUUAGAAAGCCAUAUUACUAUCCUAGCUGCCUUGGAACUGAACUAAAUGAAGCCUUGCUAGGUCAAUCCAUUUACCAGGGAUGCUCUCUUAUAUCAGAAAAUUGUUUGAUCAAACUCCAACAAGAGGAUAGAAUUUGUGAAACUCAGAGCACCAAAAAGGCCACUGAAUUUGACCUACAAAAGCAACAUUAUGAUACUCAGCAAAAAUCCCGAGUCUUGCAUAAUGACAAGGAUCCAUUGGAAAUAUCUAAGAGUCUCCAAUUAGACUUGAAAAAUGAUGAUGCUCUCAUUUCAAAUAGGGUAUCGGCUGAAACACCAAAAAAUAAAGGUAAAGCGAACAAGUUGAAGAUUGAUAAUGAAAGAAAGAAGGUCUAUGACUGGGAAAGUUUGCGGAAAGAGGUAUGUUAUGAUGGCAUUGAGAAGGAGAGAGACCUGGAUAACAUGGAUUCCGUUGACUGGGAAGCAAUAAGGUCUGCUGAUGUAAGUGAAAUUUCAGCAGCCAUUAGAGAGAGGGGAAUGAACAACAUGCUGGCAGAUAGGAUAAAGGAUUUCCUAAAUAGACUGGUCAGGGAUCACGGAAGCAUUGACCUAGAGUGGUUAAGGCAAGUUGAACCAGACAAAACCAAGGACUACCUCCUAAGCAUACGAGGAUUAGGACUCAAGAGCGUUGAGUGUGUGCGGCUUUUGACACUUCAUCAUCUAGCUUUUCCUGUUGAUACAAAUGUUGGUCGUAUAGCUGUCAGAUUGGGAUGGGUACCACUACAACCUUUGCCUGAGUCCCUCCAGUUGCAUCUGCUAGAGCUCUACCCUAUGUUAGACACCGUUCAAAAGUACCUUUGGCCGCGACUCUGUAAGCUGGACCAGCGGACUCUAUAUGAGUUACAUUACCAAAUGAUUACUUUUGGAAAGGUUUUUUGCACGAAAAGUAAGCCAAACUGCAAUGCAUGCCCGAUGAGAGGAGAAUGCAAACACUUUGCAAGUGCAUUUGCCAGUGCUAGAUUGGCACUCCCAGGACCAGAGGACAAAAGCUUAGUGAGUUUAUCUGUGCCCAUUGCCUCUGAAACCAACCAUGAACCGGGUUUCAGUCCAAGAACUGCAUAUCAGAUUGAGGGAAUCAGUGACUUACAGGCCAUAACUGUUCAAGAAAACUAUGGACCUAUCAUUGAGGAACCUGCAACACCAGAAGCUGAAUGUGGUCAAAUAGAAGAACAGGAAAUCGAGGAUGCUUUUUAUGACGAUCCAGAUGAAAUUCCUACAAUUAAACUAAAUAUUGAAGAAUUCACACAGAACUUACAAAGUUAUAUGCAAGCAAACAACAUGGAGAUUCAAGAUGUUGACAUGUCAAAGGCACUAGUCUCUAUCAACCCAGAGGUUGCUUCAAUUCCCAUGCCAAAGCUCAAGAAUGUUAGCCGCCUACGAACAGAGCAUCAUGUAUAUGAACUUCCAGAUUCACACCCUCUUUUGGAAGGGUUGGAUGCAAGAGAGACAGAUGAUCCUUCUUCCUAUCUACUGGCUAUAUGGACUCCAGGUGAAACUGCACAAUCCACAGAACCACCACAAGCAUCUUGCAACUGGCACGAAACAGGUGCAUUAUGCAACAUGGCAACAUGCUUUACCUGCAGCAGUAGACGAGAAGCACAGGCGCAGAUUGUUAGAGGAACAAUUUUGAUUCCAUGCCGAACAGCUAUGAGAGGAUCUUUUCCACUCAAUGGAACCUAUUUCCAAGUUAACGAGGUCUUUGCAGAUCAUGAGACAAGCCGGAACCCAAUUGAUGUACCCAGGGACUGGAUAUGGAAUCUGCCUAGGAGGACAGUUUAUUUUGGAACAUCAACGCCAUCUAUAUUUAAGGGUCUAACUACUGAAGAGAUACAACUCUGCUUUUGGAGAGGAUUUGUUUGUGUGAGAGGAUUCGACAGAAAAACAAGGGCACCAAGGCCUCUCUAUGCAAGAUUGCACAUUGCAGCAAGCAAGGCACUGAAAAAUGACAAACAAGAUAGAACCAAACCGUCAAAGAAGACGGCAACCAAGGCCAAUCAGAAUGGAUCCGCUUGAAACUCAGUAACUGCUGCAACAGCAGCACCUCACUAACACCAGGACUAACCAUCCCUUUAGAGGUGCUGACAAUGAAUUAUUAAUUUGAUGAUUCAAUAAUCUGAAGCUCAAAAUAAGCAACCCUUCUGAGAGCAGAGCUAAUUGUUGUUUCUGCAUUCAACUCAUUCAUGCCAUCCAUUUAACUUUUGAACAAGCGGAGGGCUUCUCAGCGCUGAUCGUGAAAUAAUCUUUCAGACGAAUUGUUGAUUGUUUCACUAAGAUGAAUGUUAUUCUGAUUCAUUUUUUUUUUCCUUUUCAUUUGUAGACAUGACAGUCUAGGAAACUUUGAUGUAGUUGAAGUAAAUUGCAUUCCAUAAGCUUAUUUGGUUUUACCAA